GUUCGCAUGAGCGGAUUCGUGCUAUAGACCGUUUUGCCGACUGGGAGAAUCACUGAAGACUUGUGAAUUUUCGCAAUAAUAGACUAGACUUCAGCAUAGAGAGCUCUCUUGCGCAUCCUUUCAACACGAGGUUAAGCUUUUCUUUUUCAUAUGCAGCCAGAAAAUCACUGCUUGCAGCUUUAGAAAAGAUUCUGAAGGAUUUUACUGAUUGUCUAAGGAUCUAUAACUGUCACUGUUGUGAAUACUUUUGAGCAUUAGAUCCUGCGGUGAUCUAACAGAAAAGAACAAAACAUUGAAUUGUAAUCUUUGAUCAUUACUUUUAAGUGCGCGCACACGGAGAACACGAGCGAAGCGCACAAUUGAGGAUCGGGAAGUAGUUUUGCAGGACCUUGCCUUGUUUUUAUACAAUGUUGAAAUCUUAAGGCAUGAUGUCCAAGACAAGUCACUGAGAUGCCCAUAAACCUGCUUGCGCUGUAACUGCCACCUGGAAACUCAGCCUGCGAGCUCCAACUGAUCCUGUUCAAUACCAUCAUUUGGAUUGCUUUUGCAACAGAAAUGAUCAUGCGAUGAGUAAGCUCGAUUUGGGCACAUUGUCAGAAGCAAUUACAGGGGGUGAAUGAUGGCUGAAGAUGGAGGAAAUAUAUCCGAGGAUCAUCAGUUGAGGGAAGCAGAGGGUAGCUCCUCUCUUCCAAGGACUUUUAUACGACUUAACGACCUGUCCGGUGGCGGGGAGCGCAGUGAGCUUGAGUCUGAUGGAGGCGAGAGGCGGGAGAGCGCAGCUGGAGCAGCCGCGGAGGAGGCGUCCGCGUGCGGCGGGGAACCCUUGCCCUAUCCGACUCUGGCACCGGUUGUGUUUUUCUAUCUGAAGCAGACCACGCGCCCAAGGAGCUGGUGUCUGAAAAUGGUUUGCAAUCCAUGGUUCGAGAGGGCCAGCAUGUUGGUAAUCCUGCUGAACUGCGUUACUCUGGGGAUGUUUCAACCUUGUGAGGACAGCCACUGUGACACUGAGCGAUGCAAGAUACUGGAGGACUUUGAUGAUUUCAUCUUUGCUUUUUUUGCUGUGGAGAUGGUAAUCAAGAUGGUUGCGCUGGGCAUCUUUGGGAAAAAGUGUUACCUUGGAGACACCUGGAAUCGGCUAGACUUCUUCAUUGUGUUGGCUGGGAUGCUGGAAUACUCUCUCAACCUGCAGAAUGUUAGUUUCUCUGCGGUCCGAACGGUCAGAGUACUUCGACCUCUCCGGGCUAUCAACCGAGUACCAAGCAUGAGGAUCCUUGUGACGCUUCUGCUGGACACUCUCCCCAUGCUGGGCAAUGUGCUGCUGCUUUGCUUCUUUGUUUUCUUCAUCUUUGGGAUUGUAGGGGUCCAGCUGUGGGCCGGGCUUCUGCGAAACCGCUGCUUCCUCCCAGAAAACUUCUCCCUGCCUACCAGUCUAGACCUGCAUAACUACUACCACACAGAAAACGAUGAUGAAAACCCAUUUAUCUGUUCUCAACCACGGGAGAAUGGCAUGCGCCUGUGCACCUCCAUCCCCACACUUUAUGAAGAGGGCCAACAGUGCCAGCUGGACAUGGCUGCAUACAAUAGCACAGACAACUCCACCUGCGUCAACUGGAACAAGUAUUACACCAACUGCUCAGCCGGAGAGGCCAAUCCCUUCAAGGGGGCCAUAAACUUUGACAACAUUGGUUAUGCCUGGAUUGCCAUCUUUCAGGUUAUUACUCUGGAGGGCUGGGUGGACAUCAUGUACUUUGUUAUGGAUGCUCACUCUUUCUACAAUUUCAUCUACUUCAUCCUCCUGAUAAUAGUGGGCUCAUUCUUCAUGAUCAACCUUUGUCUAGUUGUCAUAGCGACACAGUUCUCUGAGACCAAGCAGCGGGAGAGUCAGCUUAUGAAGGAGCAGAGAGUGCGCUUCAGGUCCAACGCCAGCACCCUGAACAGCUUCUCUGAGCCAGGAAGCUGCUACGACGAGCUCCUCAAGUACCUAGUUCAUGUCAUCCGCAAGGGCACCAGGCAAAUCGGCCACCUCAUCCGGGCCGCCGGGCGCCGUGCAGGCCUGCGGAUCUGUGCUUCUCCGGCGCUGGAACCACCACCCACGAAAAGACGGCAUCAGAAACAGCGCCAGGGAUCCAUCCGUCCCGUCAUGCACCAUCAUCAUCACUUCCACCAUCACUACCAUCUGGGAAAUGGGAGCGUCCGUACUGAUGGGGGCAGAGAAGGGGACAUCCAGAGUUCCCAAAGUGUCAAUGCCAGCAACUCUGGGCAUCUCAUUCGACCUGUCAUUGUACCUCAGCAGGAGCCCCUUUGUGGGUCUCUGGGUCCCAGUGGUGCAGAAUCAGUGCAUAAUGUUUAUCAGACUGCGGGCCACCUCGAGCCUCUGCGCUGCAGCCCAUCACCUUGUUCCAUGGUGUUUCAGGCGUAUAAAAGGAACUCUGUGCCAUUUGCGGCUCCAGUGCAUAAGAACUACCCCACGUUACAGUCAUCUCUGGCCUUAGAGCAGCUCAGACAGAGAAUCCUGGAGCCAGGAGGAGGCAGUUGCACUGCUAGUGUCCUUACCAACCUAAACAUCCCCCCAACUCCCAUCAACACCUCACAGUGCCUGGUGGAGACACAAGGUCCUCCUGGCAAGAUCAUCUUUAAGGAUGCGCUCCUGAGUCGCAGUGGCACAAACUUAGACACAACUUUGACCUUUGACCCCGAGACAUGUCCGUAUUGCGCCAAAUCGAUGGCUAAUGACUCCGAGGGAGUGGAUGGGAUUGAGACGGCAGACUCUGACAGUGAGGGCGUGUACGAGUUCACACAGGAUGCUCAUUAUCGGGACAGCAGAGAUCCCAACAGGAAGAAGAAGUUGUUUGCAUUAGGAGCCCGGGCAGCAAAGGUGGUCCUUUUCUGGAGGCUGGUGUGUGACACGUUCCGUAAGAUUGUGGAUAGCAAAUACUUCGGACGAGGAAUAAUGAUCGCUAUUCUCAUUAACACACUCAGCAUGGGCAUUGAGUUCCAUGAGCAGCCUGAUGAGUUGACAAAUGCUCUGGAAAUCAGUAAUAUCGUCUUCACCAGUUUGUUCGCACUGGAGAUGCUCCUGAAACUGCUGGUUUAUGGUCCUUUUGGCUACAUCAAGAACCCUUACAACAUCUUUGAUGGUAUUAUUGUGGUAAUCAGUGUCUGGGAGAUUGUUGGCCAGCAGGGAGGAGGUUUAUCGGUGCUGAGGACCUUCAGACUCAUGCGUGUGUUGAAGCUGGUCCGCUUUAUGCCCGCCCUGCAAAGGCAGCUGGUGGUCCUGAUGAAGACAAUGGACAAUGUUGCCACCUUCUGCAUGCUGCUAAUGCUUUUCAUAUUCAUUUUCAGUAUUCUAGGCAUGCACCUGUUUGGAUGUAAAUUUGGUUCUGAGAGAGAUGGAGACACACUUCCUGACCGCAAGAACUUUGACUCUUUGCUGUGGGCCAUUGUAACAGUUUUUCAGAUCUUGACUCAGGAGGACUGGAAUAAGGUACUAUAUAAUGGGAUGGCCUCCACCUCUCCUGUGGCUGCUCUGUACUUCAUCGCCCUCAUGACUUUUGGAAACUAUGUCCUGUUCAACCUGUUGGUGGCUAUCUUGGUGGAAGGAUUCCAAACUGAGGGUGAUGCCUCAAAGUCGAAUUCUGAAGCAGACUUCCAUGCACGGAGCUUGGAGGAUGUUUCAGGACAUAAGAAGGAUCUGUCUGCAUCAUCUGUUGUGCCCAUCAAUGGCCAUGUGGAUUUGAAGAGCAGCCUGGCCCCUCCCCUCAUCACUCACACGGCUGCAACACCCAUGCCCAUCCCCAAGAUAGCAGGAGGAGGAGACCCGGUGCUAGGUGAUGAAUCCCGCAGAGGCAGCGGUGUCUCAAUGGAUCCCAAUGGCCAAGACAAAUCUCCAUCGAGUGUACGGAGCUCCCCAAAUGCCCCCUGGAGUUCAGCCAGUAGCUGGAACAGCAGGCGCUCCAGCUGGAAUAGCCUGGGCCAAGUCCCCAGCCUCAAGAGGCAGAAACGCCAGUCUGGCGAACGGCGCUCCUUGCUUUCUGGCGAUGACCAGUCCAGCUCCGAUGAGGGAGAUGCAGGAGAGAGCGCAGGCGGCGGGGGCAUGUCCGAGGGUGAUGAUGCCUCCCUCGCCAGGACGGACUCCCUGAGCCAGAGGCCUCGGCACAGGCGCAUGGAAUCCCUGGAGACACGCAGCUCAUUUGAUCUGCCUCCAGACACCCUGCAGGUGCCAUACAUGUAUCGUUCAGCCAGCAUACACAGCACCCGGCCACCCAACUUCCUCAGCAAUGGCAAGAGUUCUCCAUCUGCAGCCACCACACAGCUUUCUCUAGAUGAACACCAGAGCGAGGAUGACAAUGCAGAUGAUGAAGGAAACCUGAGUCGGAUAGCUCGUCUCUACCGCUGGCUGGAGCACAAGCAGCCCCAGUGGUGUCGGGAGAGGGUCACCUGGUCUCUUUACCUGUUCCCCCCUCAAUCACGGUUUCGUGUGACCUGCAAUAAAAUCAUCAGUCACAAGAUGUUCGACCAUGUGGUUCUUAUCAUCAUCUUUCUCAACUGCAUCACUAUCGCCAUGGAGAGGCCCAGAAUCGACCCCUCCAGCGCUGAACGCAUCUUCCUGACGUUGUCCAACUACAUAUUUACUGCCAUCUUUGUGACUGAAAUGACAAUAAAGGUGGUCGCUUUGGGCUGGUGUUUCGGGAAGAAGACCUACCUGAAGAGCAGCUGGAAUAUUCUCGAUGGUAUGCUGGUGAUGAUCUCUGUGAUCGACAUCCUGGUAUCCUUGAUCUUCAACAGCGGCACUAAGAUCCUGGGAAUGCUUCGGGUGCUGCGCUUACUGAGGACCCUGCGUCCGCUCAGAGUGAUCAGCAGAGCUCCAGGACUGAAGCUGGUUGUUGAGACACUGAUGUCAUCACUCAAGCCUAUCGGGAACAUUGUAGUUAUCUGUUGUGCCUUUUUCAUUAUUUUUGGCAUCUUGGGAGUUCAGCUUUUCAAAGGAAAGUUCUUUGUGUGUCAGGGGGAGGAUACGAGGAACAUCACCAACAAGUCUGAUUGCCUCCAGGCUAGCUACAAAUGGGUCAGGCACAAGUACAACUUUGAUAACCUGGGGCAGGCCCUCAUGUCCCUUUUUGUUCUGGCUUCUAAAGACGGUUGGGUGGACAUAAUGUACGACGGACUGGAUGCUGUCGGUGUCGAUCAGCAGCCCGUCAUGAAUUACAACCCAUGGAUGCUGCUCUAUUUCAUCUCCUUCUUGCUGAUCGUGGCUUUCUUUGUGCUCAACAUGUUCGUUGGCGUGGUGGUUGAGAACUUCCACAAGUGCCGGCGGCACCAGGAGGCCGAAGAAGCCAAACGGCGGGAAGAGAAGCGCCUUAAACGCAUGGAGAAAAAAAGAAGGAAUGUAAUGCUGACCGGUGUCAGUUGGUCCAGUCCCGAUCACACACAAGAAGCCCAGAGUAAACCCUAUUACUCAGAUUACUCCCCUACACGGCUUCUCAUCCACAAGAUGUGCACCAGCCACUAUCUGGACCUGUUCAUCACGAUUGUCAUCGGGCUCAACGUCAUCACCAUGUCCAUGGAGCACUACCAACAAUCUAAGGUUCUGGACGAGGCUCUGAAGAUCUGCAACUACAUUUUCACAAUCAUAUUUGUCCUAGAGUCCGUCUUCAAGCUUGUUGCUUUUGGAUUUCGACGCUUCUUCAAGGACAGGUGGAACCAGUUGGAUCUUGCCAUUGUUCUGUUGUCUAUUAUGGGCAUAACACUGGAAGAAAUUGAGGUCAACGCUUCCCUUCCCAUCAACCCCACCAUCAUUCGCAUCAUGAGGGUGCUUCGGAUCGCACGUGUGCUGAAGCUACUCAAGAUGGCAGUGGGAAUGCGAGCUCUGCUAGACACUGUGAUUCAGGCACUGCCUCAGGUGGGGAAUCUGGGUCUUCUCUUCAUGUUGCUUUUCUUCAUCUUCGCUGCUCUGGGAGUGGAGCUGUUUGGUGACCUGAUAUGUGAUGAUCUGCACCCCUGUGAAGGUCUCGGCCGUUAUGCCACGUUCAAGAAUUUUGGCAUGGCUUUCCUUCUGCUGUUCCGUGUAUCCACCGGGGACAACUGGAAUGGCAUUAUGAAGGACACGCUCAGAGACUGCUCCCAAGAUACAGGCAUCUGCUACAACACAGUGGUGUCCCCCAUUUACUUUGUGUCCUUCGUUCUGACGGCUCAGUUUGUGCUGGUCAAUGUGGUGAUCGCUGUGCUCAUGAAACACCUGGAGGAAAGCAACAAAGAGGCCAAGGAGGAGGCUGAGCUGGAAGCCGAGAUGGAGCUUGAGCUGGAGGCUGUGGGUGGAGAUGGAGGAAUAUCCCGAGGGCACAUGCCACCUUUGGGACAUGGUGACAUCGGUGGACAGGGAGGGUCACCUUGGAUCUCAAGAGACUCUCGAGAUAUCUCGGGACCUCUUUACCCCACAGACAGCCCACCUGCAGACAUACGCAGAGACUCUGAAGAUCACAUGAAGACUGAUCCCGAUCCUCCUCAUAAUUUGGAGCCGCCAUUAGAGCGGAGGCCUAUGUUUGACUCAGUUUCCCUGGUGAUCCAGGGCUCAUUGGAAGGAGAGCUCAGCCUCAUGGACAACCUAUCCGGCUCCAUCUGCCACUACUACGCUCUGCCCCCCCUUCACAGCAAGCACUGCACUGAGAAACAGAUUCCUCUAGCCGAGAUGGAGGCUCUGUCUCUGGCGUCGGAGAAAUCCUGGUCCUUAGCUCUGACGGAUGACUCUGUCCCAGAUGAUUUUAACCCCCUCUUACUAACCAGUCAGGAGUGCAAUACCACAGCUCCAGCAGAUCCCACAGACCCCCAGCAGCCAGACAAGCCAGCGGAUGAGCACUUACUGUACGUGAAGAAGACCUCAGUGGGCCGCACACAUUCUCUGCCCAAUGACAGUUACAUGUUCCUGCCGUUGCAGCCCAACUCAACCCACAGCACUCACACAACCUCACCUCACCUCGCUCAAACAGGCUCUACAGGCUCUAUCCAGUCUCAAACAGAAGAACCCACAAAGCACUUGACUGUGCCCACCGAUCUAUUCAGACCGAUCAGUCCCCAUAGCCUAUCAGACUCAGAGAGCAUCCCACGAAUCCCCCCACCUCGCCGGGCACACACUCUCACGCGAACCCUACGCAGACAGGUGGCAGUGAGUGCUGACUCUCAGGAGACUCUAUACACAGAGGGAGGGGAAAACGAGGGUCCCCUGGGGCCCAGGGAACUGUCGGACCCCCCUGUCAACCAUCCACCUCAGCAGCAGCACCAGCCUUCCCUCUUCCUGGUUCCUGCCACACCAGGCGCCUCCCCAAAACCAUUGCGACCUAGCGUCCACACGCAGCACAACCCCUACGACCAGUAUAAUGUGUUCUCCAGUCGUUCCUGCUCUCCGCCCCUCUCAUCCCCGGCCGCCAGGAAGCAGGAGGAAACAGACUCUGUGGAUCAGGAGGUAUCCAGAAUCAUCCAGGCAGGACUUGCUGGGAGGAGCGACGAUGGGAUCGGAGAAGGGACAGGAGAUCAAGGUGCAAGACGUCAGCUUAAGAAGUACCACAGCGUGGACACUCAGGGCCAACGAUCUCUGCUGUUACCACGGCCCUUGUCCUGGCUUGAGGACCCACGUCGGCACUCCAUCGAGGUUUAUUCGUCCGUGCAAAGCAGUCCCCAGUGCAGUUCAAUCUCCUCUGGCUUCGUCUCACGUGCCGAUAGCCUCCAGCAACAGUCCUCACCACGCAGCCGCAAGAAGAAGAUGAGUCCGCCGUGCAUUUCUGUGGAUCCACCCGAAGGUUCCGAGCUUCCGGGAGGCUUUCAUGCUGCUCUGGGGAUGGUGCCACCCCCGUUGCCAAUUCGGGACACUUGCCUGAGGAGGCGAGCUCAUUCCAGUGACUCCAAAGACUCAUUUGAUUUGGGUGGAGGAGGAGAUGGGCUGCCUCACGAGGGCGUCCCGAACUGCAAGCUAUUGACUCUGCCUAGCUUGUCUUUUGAGAAAACAAGCUCUGAGCACUGAACACUUGACUUACCCAUUCACACACACACACACACAUGCACACACAUGACACGAUGCACUCUGUGUAUCCGUGAUGGUGAUAGUAAUAGUAAUAAUAUCUUAGAGAGUAAUAAUGCUAGAUGCAACAAUGGUGAAUACUCCAUGAUCAUGAGGAAUAGAAACUAUACCUUGUAUUUUUUUCGCUACUGCCAAAAGAACACACAAAGACAUUUUGCUGAGGAUUAAACAAGUCAAUAACGGGACUCUCUCCCCUCAAAGAUGCCAGCGGAUCUGUUUGGCAACCUCAUGACCUUCUUGUGGAGGUGAGCGCAGAGCCCGGGGGAGGGCGUCCCCUACUGACCCUUGUGAAGACUUCACAGCACUGUAUUGCUGAACUCCCUAAAGGGCACUGAUGAAGGUAUAAAGCAAUAUGAACGUUUUAGAGACACUAUUUUCUUAAAUUAUUGGAUGUCGUUUUUUUUUUUUUUCAAUUUUUGUUAUAGUUUUGUCUUUUUGUGAUUUUUCUCUUUUUCUCAAUGUUUAAAUCAUUUGUUGUUUGCUUUAUUUUUUCACCAUAGAAUUUUUUUAGCCUUCUUGUUUUAACAAAGACAAAAAGAAAGAAAACAUUUUUCAAAAUGCUGGGAUCCAUGUAUUUGUAGGGAUAAUGUUCUUAUUAUUAUUAAUAAUAAUGAUGAUCUAAUAUAUCUCUUUAAAAUAAAGCAUUAAACAGCUCUUUGUUUUUUAAGCACAAGCAUUAGACUGGUGUGCCCUGACUAAAGAGUCUCUUGAACACAUCUGCAGAAAGGAUUGCGCGCUACUCUAAUGGAAGGGAACAAAUACUUGAAUUAAUUGAAUUCAUGAAGCAGAAAAUCACUGCAAAACACACUCAAGGCAUAGAAAACCAGAGAAGCAUUUCUUUUACAUUUCAUUGGAACUCUGGUUUAAUUUCAGAUUGUUUUUGGCACAUUUUUGAACACCAGCUUAAUCUAGUUAAAUAAAUGCUAUAUUAUCAGUACAGCUCAUACAAUAUUUGUGUGAAAUUUUAACAUUAAAAAAAAUCUGAGAAAACAUUUGAAGAUUUUGUCAUUAAAGAAGUCUCAAGAACUUUGUUCUUGAAUUAAAAUGUUGAGAGGACUUUUUUUCCAUUUUGCUUGGCAGAUCGGUCUGCAAUGUAGGACCAGCAAAAAGAAAUGUGACAUGACUCAAAGGGCCCUAUCUUGCACCCAGCGCAAUUGACUUUGUACACCGACGCAUGUGU
Messenger RNA from Carassius auratus (goldfish), 9248 nucleotides. RefSeq names its product voltage-dependent T-type calcium channel subunit alpha-1G. Bases 617 to 8011 code for a protein of 2464 amino acids. NCBI's taxonomy places the organism in Eukaryota, Metazoa, Chordata, Actinopteri, Cypriniformes, Cyprinidae. The transcript is spliced from 38 exons. Gene Ontology annotation, molecular function: high voltage-gated calcium channel activity. Gene Ontology annotation, cellular component: voltage-gated calcium channel complex; membrane. The record is from RefSeq and is a predicted model, not a curated record. Gene Ontology annotation, biological process: calcium ion import across plasma membrane.